Molecule: messenger RNA, 7326 nt
Organism: Hyalella azteca
Lineage: Eukaryota; Metazoa; Arthropoda; Malacostraca; Amphipoda; Hyalellidae
Product: protein strawberry notch homolog 1
Exons: 16
Coding region: 87-4712 (1541 amino acids)
Biological process (GO): regulation of DNA-templated transcription
Cellular component (GO): nucleus
Molecular function (GO): histone binding; chromatin DNA binding
Source: RefSeq, a predicted model, not a curated record
GUUUUGUGGCUAUAUUUUUGAAACAGUGUAUUAAUUAAUUACUAUCACAUUCCAGUGAAGGAAAAGGUGAUUAUAGAUUUUUCAGGAUGAGUGUUCUUGAUGACGAUGAUUUUAGUGACUUUGAUGAAGAUAAAGAUGAUCCUGACUUGAUGCCACUGCCGACCGAGUCACUUGCUCGUCUCACUGCCCGGGCUAGUGUUGGCGUGUCAUCUGUGUGUGCUGUUACAAUGGCCCAAACUGCUGCUGCUGCUAAUCAACACGUACUAAAGAUCACCCCUAUCAACACUGUGUCCAAUAGUGGCAGCAAUGGUCACAUUCCUGUCAGUUCUUCUGGUUAUUCAUUCCAUAAAUCUGCUGAAUUCAUCCCUGUCAAAGAAAAUGGGCUGUCUACAGUUAAUCUCAACAAUAACUCCUUAAAUUACUUGUCUCUUAAUUCUAAUUCUCUUAAUGGAGUUGGACAAAGAAAUGAUACAAUAAGAAGUAAUAUUCCAGCAACAACUAUACAUGCAAAUAAUGUUUUCAACUCAGUUGUGAUUAAUGGGAAUGUUGUUCAAUCAAGUUCAUCUCCAAUCAUUAGAGCGAAUACUAUGCCUAUUGUGAAUGGUGUCCAUAAGCCAACUAUUGGUACAGUCAUCAGAGCUAUAACUACCACUCCUAACAAUGGAGUCAUCAAGAACGGCGUCAGUAUUGUACGCCCUAGCAUUGCUCCUGUCAAGGGCCGCAAGGUUAUCCAACUUGUUGGCAAUGCUGCUACAGGUUUCCGAACAGUGACACCUGCGGCAACUCCACCUGGACCUUCACAGCUUAUUGCCCGGACUCCAAACCCUGUAAUUGUCAAGAAAAUUGUUACCAAUGCUGGACAAACUACUUUUGUUAGGCUACCAAGCACCAGCUCAAGCUUGCAGGCCGCCUCAUCUGUGACAAGUCAAACAACCACUCCCAAGUCUGUGCGAGUGAUGCUUGAUGCGCCUGCUGUGCUGCGCCAGCAAGUGUCACUACCAGCACCUGCCAUCUCUCAGAGUUCUGACCUCUUGAGUGCUGUGCUGUCGUCCACUGGGAUCCUUGACUUUGAGAGCUCAACAAAUGACACAAGCGCUGCUAGCACGAGUGUGGCAUCUACCUCGUCUGCGUUUGUGAUGCGGCCUCAGCUCACCAACGGCUUGUCCCGGAUCACUGCCAUGGGGUCCUCCAUGGUCCAGGGCAGCAGUAACGGCACCGUGUUGAAUGGUCGCACCACCAUCGUGCGGCGUAUCCCUGCUACAACCCUCACCCCUAGUGGCCCCUUCAAUAUUCGACACCCUGCUGCUGCCAACCCAGCCUCCUUGCAGUCGGCUGUUCAGCUGCAGAUGGACGACUUGGAAGAAGAUGACAACGCCAUGGGCAUCGCUGAAACGUACGCCAAGUACAGCCUCUCUAAACUGAAAAUCGGCCGGGCUCAUCCUGACCCAGUGGUAGAGUCUGCCUCAAUGGCGUCCGUGGAGCCUCCUGACAUCACUUACCGCAUCAAGAUGCCUGAAGAAACCGUCAUGAAGGGCAAGCUGUCUUGUCUGCAGCUCGAGACCAUCACUUACGUGGGCCAGAAACACGAGUGUUUUCUGCCUGAUGGCAGCCGAGCAGGUUUCCUCAUAGGGGAUGGUGCUGGUGUAGGCAAAGGCAGGACAAUUGCUGGUAUCAUCUACGACAAUUACAAGAGGAAACGCAAGAAGGCCAUCUGGGUGAGCUCCUGUAAUGACCUCAAGUACGAUGCAGAGCGCGAUCUUGCGGACAUAGGUGCCAACAAAAUUAAAGUGAGAUUUCUGAGUAAAACUAAGUAUGCAGCGAUCAACUCUCAAGAGAACAACAAUAUUACCAAAGGAGUUCUCUUUGCCACCUAUUCCGCACUCAUCGGGGAGUCGUCAUCCUUUGGCAAGUACAACACACGUCUGAAGCAAAUUCUAGACUGGUGCGGGCCUAAUUUUGAUGGCUGCAUCAUAUUUGACGAGUGCCACCGAGCAAAAAACUUGUGUCCUGUCGAGUCGGGCAAGCCAACUAAAACAGGCCUGACUGUCCUCAAGCUGCAGAACAAAUUACCGUUAGCCCGCAUCGUGUACGCAUCUGCCACUGGAGCAUCUGAGCCUAAGAACAUGGCUUAUAUGGUGCGCCUGGGGCUCUGGGGUGUAGGUACGCCGUUCAAGAAUUUUCCUGACUUUAUAUCUACAAUAGAGAAGCGCGGUGUCGGUGCCAUGGAACUCGUAGCCAUGGAUAUGAAGUUACGUGGCAUGUACAUUGCCAGACAACUGAGCUUCGCAGGCGUGAGCUUCAGAAUAGAAGAAGCUCCUCUCACGAGCGAGUUUAAGGCUCUGUACAAUGACUCUGUGCGUCUCUGGGUGCGCGCUAAACAGAGCUUCACUGAAGCAGCUGAUCUUCUCACCUCCGAAGCCAACGCCAUCAAGACCAUGUGGGGCCAGUUCUGGUCAGCGCAUCAACGCUUCUUCAAGUACAUGUGCAUAGCAUCCAAAGUUGAUGCCGCUGUCAAGCUCACAUGCGAGUCUCUCAAGCACGGCCGCUGUGUCGUUAUUGGCUUGCAGUCUACAGGCGAAGCUCGCACGCAAGAGCAGCUUGAGAAAGAAGACUUCGAACUCAAUGAGUUUGUGUCGUCGGCCAAAGGUGUCCUGGAGAUGCUGGUUGAGAAGCACUUCCCGGCCAGCAACGCGGAGCGGGUUGAGAAGAUCUUAGCUCUCGCUCGCAAGAAGACACAGACUGGCGUGAAAAGAAAGAGAGACGGCGGUGACGGCAAGAGGAGCAAGAAGCGAACUCGCACCGGCCUGGCUGCAGUUUUGGAUAAUGAGGACUCGCAAGGAUAUGACUCCGACGCUUCCAUUGAUGAUGCUGAACUGGACCUGCUGACGUCUCGUUUUGAGCGCAACACUGAGCCAUCAGAAGACAACUUCUUCAACGCGCUGCUCACCAAGUCUGCCUUGGCUGGUAGCCGCCCUGCUCGCGCGUCUCCCGCCCCUCCCACAGCCACUCCCACAGACACAUCCCCCAACUUCCAGGUUGCAAUAGACCGAGCCCGGGAGCUACGCAACAACUUACUGCGUCAAAUUAAAGGCCUCGGCAAGCGCCUUCCUCCCAACACGCUAGACCAUCUCGUGGACCAGCUGGGAGGGCCGGAGUACGUGGCCGAGAUGACGGGCAGGAAGAAGAGGCUCGUCCAAUCUGAGUCUGGCAAUAUUCUGUGCGAGGCUCGUGCUGAGGGCGAGGUUAACGACCUGCUCAACUUCAAAGAAAAAGAACGUUUCCUUAACGACGAGAAGAAAGUUGCUAUCAUCUCGGAGGCCGCAAGCUCGGGCAUCUCAUUGCACAGCGACGUCCGCGUCCGCAACCAGCGGCGCCGCGUGCACAUAACCCUCGAGCUGCCCUGGUCCGCCGACCGCGCCAUUCAGCAGUUCGGCCGAACUCAUCGAAGUAACCAGGUGAACGCGCCCGAGUAUGUCUUCCUCAUUUCGGAACUGGCAGGAGAGAGGAGGUUUGCCUCCAUUGUUGCCAAGAGACUCGAAAGCAUGGGCGCCUUGACCCACGGCGACAGACGGACGGCUGACACCAGGGAUCUCUCAAGCUUCAAUGUUGAUAAUUCUUACGGCCGUGAUGCUCUGGAGCGAACACUGAGCGCCGUCAUGCAUUCCGACCCCCGCAUCGCACCUCCCAACUUCCCUGGAGACUUCUUCGCUGAUGUCAAGGAAUCUUUGGUUGGCUGCGGCCUUUGCACUAAGGAUUCUCGAGGAAACUACUGUCUUGAUAAAGAUGCUACAAAUGUUUCCAAGUUCCUGAACAGAAUAUUAGGCGUUCCCGUGGACAUUCAAAACGCGCUGUUCCACUGCUUCACCAACACACUCACCGCCAUAACAACCCAGGCCAAGAAGGCCGGCAAAUACGAUACGGGUAUUUUAGAUCUCUGUGUCGGUUCUGACUCGUGCAAGGUGAUCAAAGUUGAGAAAUGGUCGUGUCAGCACUCGACUGGCGUAGGCAGUAUAUCUCUGCAUCAGUUGCAAGUAGAAAGAGGCAUGAACUGGGUUCAAGCUAGAAACAAAGCAGAUGAAUUAUUCCAGCACGAAGAAGGAUUUUACCUCAGCAAGAAAGUGGUGAAGGCGCGCAAAGCCGUACUUCUUGCUGUGCUUGACCCUGCCAUUUCUAACACAAAGCGACCUAAGUCUGAACAACUGUACAGUAUCUACAAGCCCAACCUGGGCAUACUCUCGAAACAGAAGCGUUACUCUGACCUUCUGUUAAAGUUCGAAGUAACGUCACCUGAGAUGGCGCGGCGGUUCUGGGAGGAACAGUACACGACUCUGGCGACGACAUGCUCGCACGUCUUCUGGACUGGCUCGUGUACGAAGGCUGCACGCGGACUCAAGUGUGACUACGGUCAGCGCACACGCACCUACCACGUUCUUUGUGGUUCAGUUCUCAGCGUGUGGAGUGAAAUUGAAAAUCUACUUAUCAAUGAUCCUCUGAACUCGCAACUUCACAGACUUCAAGUCGUGCGCUUCCAGACCUCAGAUAAGCUGAAAUACGUCGGCACUUUGAUCCCGAACAACAUGGCAAAGAAAGUCUACGAUUUUCUGCACGCCAAGUACUCAUCUGACGAGAAAACCAAGAAGAGUUCUUUGCCAAAUUUCUUCGAGAACGUUCCGGUAGAGGAUGAUGACGAUGACAUCAUCAUGUUAUCGUGACCUUGCAUUGAAGCCUAGUCUCUGUUAGUGUCUUGACUUGAAGAGGGAAUUGUUCCCUGUCCACUUGUGAUAUUUAAUUUAUAGUUAUCAGUAAAGUUCGUUAUUUGUUGUGAAGAGUUUACAACCUUCAACUAGACUCGCAGUUUAGUGGAUUAAUUUAUUGUGAGGAAUCUACCUAUUUUUGAGACAAGGGUGUAUGUUUCACGUUUAUUUCUACUUUUUCUGUCAUUCUCAUAUUUUGAUGACGUACGCGUGAUAUUUAUUUAGAAUAUUCUCAUUGUUUUUGUGAUCGCAGUAAAGGCAUCGACCAACCUAACUAUAAUUUUGAUACAUGUAUGGUCUUGGAUGAAUGCUACUAUUGGAAAACAGUUGCUCUUUUGCUGUCAGCAGAUUUUUGUCGCUGUUUGAAAACAAUAACUUUACGUCUGGCCAAAGUAGCAUUCAACGUGAAUUUUGGGUAUAUGUCUUGAAUUUCCUUUGAAGAGGAAGUUCAGUGGUUAACUUUCUAUUUCUUCGUAUUGGACCAGGAAGAAAUAUGAUUCAAACUUUUCAUACUGAAGCCAUUUGUAAAACUAAGUUUUGCUAUUUAAUUGACUCAAGUUUUGUCAAUGUCCAUAUCUUAAAAUUUCUAAAGGAUUACAUUAGAAAAAUUGCGUUUCGUUUGUUACAAGUUCCGUGUGUUUGAGUCAUUUUUAACUGACUCACUACAGUACAAGUUAUGUGUUACAAAUAUAUAUUUACUUCGUAAUUUUUCGCAUUAUACUUCAAAACUCAUUGUUCUCGCAAGGUAAUGUCUAGUUUUGUCUGCGGUUUUUACUGAUAUAUACACAUAGCUGUCAGUUGAGGACGUUGAUAAAUGUCUGGUCUAUUGUCUUCAUGAUCUUACCGAAUUAGUUUUCUUUUUCCAUUUUAUACUUGGAUACCAUCAAAGAUGGUGACGCGAUUCAAAUGCGAGUGGGUUUCAUUCCUAACAGUUUUAAGUAAUUUAAUUAUGUUCCUUUUUUAUAAAUGUGUACCCUUCGCUUUGUUAUUUCUUCUGCGUCUUGGAUAUCCAGGAUAAGUUGUUCGAAAUGUUCACGUAAUAAUCUUCCCUGGGUGAUGUACGUAGUGUUACUACCAAGCAUAACGCUUGAGAACGCCGCGUGUGCGUCAUCAGGGCUCUGUGGAUCUCGAUAUUAUGUCCUUUUUUUAACCUUUUUGGUUUGAUGCUUUUGUACCUUUCAAAAGCUUUACUUUUUUUGUACCUUUUUUUUGCUUGUACCUUUCAAGUGCCUGACAACGAUUUUUCUCUCGAUGGUCGUUCCUGCAUUAGUCAUAUUAUGUUAUUUUCUCAUUAUAAUUUACUGAGGCUUAAAAUAAAUGGACUUUUUUUCGAACAUUUAUGUACUGUUGGGUGGGAAUUCUUAUGCAAAAAAUUGUAAAGCAGGCAUGUAGAUUAUUACUCUUUGGCGACGUUUAUGUUGCACUGAUGUUUGAAGUAUAACGAACUGAAAUUAUUGGCAUGAAGUUAAAAGAGCGGUCACAAAUCGCUUGGGUCAGAUGUUACUCAGGUUAUUUAUGAAAUUUUUGUUGAUGGCUUCCAUGUGAGCAGACGUUGUAUUGAAACUAUCAGUUCCUCGUGAGAUUUGAAAAGCAUUUUUCAGCCCUUGUGAACAAAUUUACAUUUUUUAUGGUUGGACAUUUUUCUUCUAUUGCCAACCAAUAAUCAAAUUUUGAUGUUUUUCAAGAAUUUUUUCACGAGAGUAAUAGUUGAAAGCUUUAUGUUAAGGCUUCUCGUGACACCUGUACUUUUGAACGCCUGCUUACCAAAAUUACAGACCUUGAAGUGCCUGCAACUAUCCUCGCUUCUCGAACGUAGAUUUCUUAGCGUUAACUGCGCUCCCAAUAUUUUGAAGGCUGAAAGUCCCUCUCCGGGAUGAUCCAUUUGGGUUCUCUUGCUAUUGGUAAAAAUUUUUCGAAUGGACUUGAUGGGCGACUCGGUGCUAGAUUUACUUUUCUCGCACCGCCCAUUGGUCUUCCAGAAAGGGCGCUGAUUUGGCUCGACUAGCUUCAUGAUAUUUUACUGAUGGAAUACGUGAAUCCUGACGAUGCAUUCUAUACUGGCUGGCAGUCUCUACUAACAUCGAGUCACAUACGACGAUAUGCUAUUAAUUUUCUGUCUUUUAUCAAACGAACCACUCAUAUGACCGCUGUUGAAGGUCGAAAAAUAUCUUCAGUAUUGGCUGCAGGAAUCCCAAAUGGAUUGCAUCUGAACCCCAUCGGUCGUAUCAGAGUUACCAGUUUAACGACCGUCAACAAAUUAAGAGCAUAUCGUCGUGUCUGACUGGAUCUGUAUCGACUGUCAUACAAUCUAAAGCUCUAACCUGGCCGGCCUCAAAUUUGAUUCGAAUCCGAUCUAAUUGAACUCUUUCAAUGGAUUGCUGUUCUCAGCUUAUGCGUCGUGUAUAGAGCCAGUUCAUUUGUUGAUCAACCGCUACUACGCUGUAUCAAAUUUUCGUUUCGUCCCUAUUACAGUAGGCUGGUUAUGUCGCAUUUGUUGUUAGUUUAACAAAACGGUAAACGUGUAAGUGAUGAUCUCUAUGAAAAUAUCUAAUACAAGUUUACUGUAAAUUAA